AAGAAACAUUGGUUUGUAUUGGCUGGUAAUUCAUUACACUACUAUAAAGAUGCCAAGGCAGAAGACGCUAAUAACCUGGAUGGUAGAAUUGAUCUGUCCACUUGCUACGAAGUCUCAGAAGUUAAUCUUCCUAGAAAUUAUGGUCUUAAAAUUAAGACAAGAAAUGGAGAAUAUCAGCUGGCAGCUAUGACUUCUGGGAUUCGCAACAAUUGGAUGAAAGCUCUGAGA
Lottia gigantea (owl limpet) is the source of this 228-nucleotide messenger RNA. RefSeq lists its product as hypothetical. The record is from RefSeq and is a predicted model, not a curated record. Gene Ontology annotation, molecular function: actin filament binding. Gene Ontology annotation, cellular component: actin cytoskeleton. NCBI's taxonomy places the organism in Eukaryota, Metazoa, Mollusca, Gastropoda, Lottiidae. Gene Ontology annotation, biological process: actin filament organization. The annotation marks the transcript as partial. The transcript is spliced from 2 exons.